AAUCCUUGUUACUUCGUCAAGAGAAUUUUCAGUUUUGCUCCUUCCCUUUUUCUCCCAGAAAAUUUCGCUAGAAAAGCUCCGUGGUUGUUGAAAAUGGCAGGUCGCGGAAAAACUCUUGGAUCCGGUGCGGCGAAGAAAGCCACAUCUCGGAGCAGCAAGGCUGGGCUUCAAUUUCCGGUGGGUCGUAUCGCUCGAUUCCUCAAAGCCGGAAAAUACGCCGAACGUGUCGGAGCUGGUGCUCCGGUUUAUCUCGCCGCUGUCCUCGAGUAUCUGGCCGCCGAGGUUCUUGAACUCGCUGGAAACGCAGCAAGAGACAACAAGAAGACCCGUAUCGUUCCUCGUCACAUCCAGCUCGCCGUGAGAAACGAUGAGGAGCUAAGCAAGCUUCUUGGUGAUGUGACCAUUGCCAAUGGAGGAGUGAUGCCCAACAUCCACAAUCUCCUUCUUCCCAAGAAGUCUGGACCCUCGAAGCCACAGGAAGAUUAGAUCUUUAACACAAGAUGUAUUAGAAACACGUUUCUUUCUUCUUCUGUUUCUCACUUCAAGAUCAAAUAACUAAUAAGUAGCUAGAACCGUUUUGUUUUCUCUGCAUUUCAAUCGCCUCUUCUAUUGUUUUUAGGCCAUCUU
Molecule: messenger RNA, 627 nt
Organism: Thlaspi arvense
Lineage: Eukaryota; Viridiplantae; Streptophyta; Magnoliopsida; Brassicales; Brassicaceae
Source: the annotation of a GenBank genome assembly